Gossypium raimondii (Peruvian cotton) is the source of this 2481-nucleotide messenger RNA. RefSeq lists its product as uncharacterized. The coding region runs from base 1 to 2481 and encodes 826 amino acids. The record is from RefSeq and is a predicted model, not a curated record. The transcript has 4 exons. NCBI's taxonomy places the organism in Eukaryota, Viridiplantae, Streptophyta, Magnoliopsida, Malvales, Malvaceae.
AUGAAUGCCCAAUGUGAAUACCAUGCGGGGAUACCAGGGCACUCAAUUGAGAACUGUACUGCGUUUAAGAAGGCGGUGGAAAGAUUCAUUAAGAUGGGGAUCGUAAAGUUCGAUAACCCAUCGGGACCAAACGUGGCAGGGAAUCCGUUACCCAAUCUUUCUGAUAAUAGAGUAAAUGCAAUAAUUGAGAAUGGGGGAAGGAGAAUCAAAGAUGACAUUGCGGAUGUGAAUACCCCACUGAAAUGGGUUUGGAGACAAAUGAUAAAGGGAGGUCUAAUCAAGCAAGAAUCAAAAGAAGGGCCCGAAGGAGUAAAGAAAUAUUGCGAGUUCCAUGCUAAAGAGGACCAUGACAUUCAAAACUGCACUGAAUUCAGGGCCAUGGUACAAAAUCUGAUGAACAACAAAGAGCUAGAAUUUUAUGAAGAGAUCAAUGGACUAGAAGAGGGAGAAGUUUUUACCUUGGAGGAAGGACUUACGGGAAAAGCCCAAAAUCACCCGAUGGUGAUUAUUUCAAGGCCAAGAAACAUAGGAUCUGGAAUACAACUAGCGCCAUGGGUCAUAAUCCAAAAACCUGUACCCUUUCCUUACAAUGAUAGCAAAAAGGUUCCUUGGAGUUAUGACUACAAUGUGACGAUCCCGGAGAACCUGAUAAAUGUUUCAGAGGAGGGUAAUGAUGUAGGUUUCUACACACGCAGCGGAAAACACUAUGACCCGGCAAAUACAAAAGGGGAGCCCAUAAAAGGAAAAGCCUUGGCGGUUGAGCAAGAUAAAACAAAGACGGCCAGAAUUGAAUCACUUGUUAACAAACCAGUGACUGAAAAUGAGGCUAGAGAAUUCUUAAAAUUCUUGAAGCAUAGCGAGUACAGCGUGGUAGAACAACUGCAUAAGCUACCGGCUCGCAUCUCAGUACUCGAGCUACUUCUAAGUUUAGAGACACACCUGAACAAGUUGGAUCGCCUGGUUAACAAUAUAAAUGCCGACAACUUCAUCUUCUUCAACGAUGAUGAGAUACCGCCAGGUGGUAUGGGAUCUACCAAGGCCUUGCACAUCACUGCCCGUUGCAAGGGGUGUAUACUACCAGGGGUACUCAUUGACAAUGGAUCGGCACUGAAUGUUUUACCAUUGUCCACAUUAAACAGGCUACAUGUGGACAGGGCUGUACCAUCGUCACUUCACCAAAAGUUGAAAUUAGUAACAGAGGGCCGAUUGGUAACUAUAGGCGCGGAAGAAGACAUCAUUGCAUCAGUCACCGAUGACAUGCCAUAUAUAGAGGCCGAUAGUGAAACGAUAGAAUGUUCAUUUCGAUCAUUGGAAUUCGUAAAUGCAACAUUUGUCGUCGAAGGGAGCAAAAUUCCAGAGCCUAAGAUAUCCAAAGCUACGUUAAUGAGUUUACAGCUAACAAUGGAAAGGGGAGCGUUGCCUGGAAGAGGACUUGGAAAAUACCUCCAGGGACGGGUUGAGGUACCGAUCUUGGUCAACGAACAGGACCGUUGUGGUUUGGGGUAUAAGCCUGACGCGAGGGAAAGGAAGAAGGAGUUAGAGAAAAAACGGGAGAAAAGAAGAGCACAUUUGAGCGGGAUAGAAAUCGAAUGGGGACCGAUGACCUUUCUUCAUAUAUCUAAGACAUUUGUUUCAGGGGGAUUUGUCUAUCCCGAAGAAAAGAAUGAAGUUACGGAAGGAAGGACUGGAAGGUUGGACAUCAAUACCAUAUUCGCGGAAGAAAGGGUGGAAAGGAAUUUAUCGGGCAUUCGCCCUUAUGAACUUGGAAGUGUUCUGAACAACUGGACUGCAGAAGAGAUCCCUGUAACAUUUAGAACUAAUUCAGAGUCUUCAGAUAUCAACGAGACGAGCGACACUGUUACUAACUCUGAGUUCCUAUUUGAACGAGACAUGAGUGUGGAUGAUCCUCAAGAUUUUGAAGAUGACCAAGACAGUGUUUUAUCUCCGAAUUUGUUAAGAAUGGUGGAGGAAGAAAAAAAACAAAUCCUACCCUAUGAGGAAUCAGUAGAAGUCGUGAUAUUAGAAGAGGGAAGGAGUGUAAAGAUUGGCGCUGGUAUUACCGAGGAAACAAGGCAAGACCUCGUUGAGUUGCUUCAAGAGUUUAAAGAUGUCUUCGCAUGGUCCUAUCAAGAUAUGCCUGGGUUAAGUACUGAUAUCAUGGUACACCGACUGCCUAUAAAGGAAGAAUGUAGGCCAAUUCAACAAAAGCUCCGAAGGAUGAGGCCUGAUGUCUUGCUAAAAAUAAAGGAAGAAGUUAAGAAGCAAUUUGAUACUGGUUUCUUACAAGUGGUCAAGUAUUCAGAAUGGGUAGCCAAUAUAGUCCAUAUUCCUAAGAAAGAUGGGAAGGUGCGAAUGUGUGUAGACUACAGAGACUUGAACAAAGCCAGCCCAAAGGAUAAUUUCCCACUGCCUCAUAUCGAUACCUUGGUAGACAACACGGCUGGAUACUCACUUUUCUCCUUCAUGGACGGCUUCUCUUGA